AUGCUAGCCGCAUCAAACCAUCUCACUCCCAGAACAAGGCCGAUCUCAGAUCUUCUCUCCAGCACUCACGAUGAGUUCCUCUCCCUUCGCCUCUCCCUUCCUCUUUGCGGUGGAAAAGGUGGUUUCGGCUCCCAGCUUCGUGCUGCCGGUGGUCGCAUGUCAUCAAAGAAGAAGAAGAAUCAAGGCGACAACAACGGCUCCAGCCGAAAUCUCGAUGGAAGGCGGUUGCGUACUGUCACCGAGGCGAAAGCGCUUGCAGAGUACCUCGCCAUCAAACCCGACAUGGAGCGCAAGGAGAAGGAGAAGAGACGAGAACGAUGGGAACAAAUCGUUGAACUAGCAGAAAGGAGAGAAGAGGAAAUCAAGCGUGGUGGUGGAAAGGCCACGGUUGAUGGCAAGUGGGUGGAAGAGAAAGAAGGGGCUGGUGAACGGACCCGUGAGGCUGUUCUCGCGGCUAUGAAGGCUGGAAACUACAAGGACAAUCUUCUGAGCACAUCUCAAGGAUCAAACUCUUCAACCCCGAGCGAUGAAGUCUCUGCAGACGAGGAACAGCCUGAGGAGGCCAGCAGUUCAAAGGCCACAACGCCAACAUCUGAGUCCGAAGCUCCUGUUAAGGGUGUUAAAGCGCGAACCUUCUUUGGGUUUGACGAGGAUGAUGAAUUUAUGAGUUCUGACGAGGAGGAUGCUGAGGAAGCCGGAAAGAAGUAA
Messenger RNA from Phaeoacremonium minimum UCRPA7, 708 nucleotides. Its product is annotated as putative ubiquitin family protein. Gene Ontology annotation, cellular component: nucleus. Lineage: Eukaryota; Fungi; Ascomycota; Sordariomycetes; Togniniales; Togniniaceae. The coding region runs from base 1 to 708 and encodes 235 amino acids. The transcript is spliced from 2 exons. The record is from RefSeq and is a predicted model, not a curated record.